Messenger RNA from Amaranthus tricolor (Joseph's coat), 723 nucleotides. RefSeq lists its product as uncharacterized. The transcript is spliced from 4 exons. Lineage: Eukaryota; Viridiplantae; Streptophyta; Magnoliopsida; Caryophyllales; Amaranthaceae. The record is from RefSeq and is a predicted model, not a curated record. Bases 1 to 723 code for a protein of 240 amino acids.
AUGAGCAGCGGCCCUAAUGAUUGGGCUAGCGACAUCUUGUUGAAUAAUUUGUCGAAUAGCAACGACGACAAUAGCGAUGAAGAAAACAAUAACCAAGUUCAUGGGAGUAGUGAAAAUACUCCAAGUGAUUCCAUAAAUAAUAUGGAAGAGGACGAUGGAGACGAUCCUCGUCCGAAUCUUCCAUGGCUUCCAACCAUAAACAAAUUUAAUCCGAUAUUCGGGAAUAUCAUUGCUUCAAAAAUAAGGGCAACCUUUAACUAUAAACAAGAUGUUGAAGGUAGUAAUUGGAAGGGUGUCGCCACACCCACAAAAGAUUUUUAUUUUAAUGAAUUCAAGAAACAAUAUAAAUGGGACCCUCGCCUCGAACAUUUCGUUCGGAGGUCCUGGAAGGAAAAAGCUGCAAAGCGUUAUGCGGAUAUGCUUUUCAAAUGGCGCAGGACGUUGAAAAGCAAGCCUGAUUUUAAACCUCCUUCCAUCGAUAAUGAGACGUGGGCGCGAUGGAAAGCUGAUUGGGAACGCUUAGAUAAUAAAGCUGUUUCGGCUAGAAAUUCCUCCAAUCGACGUGGAGGAAGAGACAAAGAUGAAGCCACCCAUAUAGGUGGCUCAGUCUCGCACGCUAGAACAAUGCGAGAUUUGCCUACACAACCUGAUUAUGAUGCCAUCAUUCAACAAAGGUUUGCGGAUUUAGAAGCAUGGCAAAUGGAGUUCAACAAUCAAUUAUAG